CUCAUGUUCUCUAAAAGGAUUUAAGACAUGAAAACUUCUCGGAGCUUUCAGAGAUCCGCUGUGACCGAACAUCCACCUCAGAGCUUUCUAAUCGUCAAACACAAAAGGCGCAAUCAUGACUUCUAAAAUGGUUGUUCGGCAACCUCAGCCUAUGAUGUAUUCCCAAGAGUCUAAUGAGUGGUCAAGUGGGAUCUGUGACUGCUGUCAAGAUGUGCCAGGGUGUCAGAAAGGCACCAUGUGUCGGGAUUGUGUGCUUUCGACUUUCUGUUGCGCCUGCAGCUGGUGUCAGAUGUCCAGAGAAAUGAAGAGUAGGAAUGUUUCAGUUGUUAUGGUCGGUGCCAAAAACUCAUAACCUCUUCGCUCUUCAUCAUCACCACCUGGGCUGCUGGUUACUUAAUACAACACCAUCUGCGUGGGAUGUCAGUGACAUUUUACACCGAUGACUUCUUUGAGGAAGAGUAGUGCUCAUGUCACUGACAGAAACGUGUCUGUAAAUAUGACUUUAUUAAAGGGAGACGGGAUCACGGCUUGCUGACUAAAGCAUAAUAGAAAUCUCUUAAUAAAUGUUAAAUAUAUAUAAUGACCUUUGACUUGAAUUUUAAUCGUAACGUUGCUUUGUGAGUUUGCUUACAUACACAACACUAAUGGUUGCAUUUAACAAGUCACAAUCUACGUUCACAAUAAGCACUGGGAUUCAAAAAUUUGUAUAAAAAACUGAAGAAUGUAUUUUUUUAUCCUGCUUGCAAUUAAAUAAACAA
This is a messenger RNA of Neolamprologus brichardi, 758 nucleotides long. The record is from RefSeq and is a predicted model, not a curated record. NCBI's taxonomy places the organism in Eukaryota, Metazoa, Chordata, Actinopteri, Cichliformes, Cichlidae.